AUGGCCUUCUAUCUCUUUUCCCUGCUGGCUCUUGCCCUCGUUCUCCCUAGCUCUUGCGGACAACGACAGGGAACUAUCGGUCCUGUGGGCGACCUCGUCGUCUCCAACGGGAAAGUCAGUCCCGAUGGCGUUCAACGCUAUGCCGCAUUGGCGAACUCACAAAUAGAUCGCACGCUCAUCAGAGGAAACAAGGGCGAUAAAUUCCGAAUCAACGUCGUCAACGAACUCGACAACAAUACGUAUCUACAAAGCACAUCUAUCCACUGGCAUGGCCUUUUCCAGAAGGGAACUGCGUGGGCCGACGGUCCCGCUUUCGUAAGCCAGUGCCCUAUCGUGACAGGAGAUUCUUUUCUCUACACUUUUGAUUCUGCCAACCAAGCUGGAACGUACUGGUACCACUCUCAUUUGGCUACUCAAUACUGUGACGGGCUUCGUGGGCCUUUAAUCAUCUACGACCCCCACGAUCCACAUGCCCACCUGUAUGAUGUUGAUGAUGAGAGUACUAGCAUCUUGACGUUGUCGGACUGGUACCAUACAACCGCGGCAAAUUUAACUUUUCCCACUCCGGAUUCUACACUUAUCAAUGGCUUGGGACGGUGGAGUGGAAACGCUACAAGUGAUUUAGCUGUUGUGAAGGUCAAGAAGGGAACACGGUAUCGCAUUCGAAUGAUCAACGUUGGGUGCGAUGCGGCGUUCAAUUUCACUAUUGCUAACCACACGAUGACAAUUAUCGAAGUUGAUGGUGUGAACCAUGUUCCAUACACUGUAGAUGAAAUUCAGAUCUUUGCCGCUCAACGAUACUCGUUUGUUUUGAACGCGAACCAAGAGAUUGGAAACUACUGGAUCCAUGCCAAUACCAGUGUCGGGCAGGCGGGUUUCGAAGGUGGUAUCAACUCUGCCAUCCUUCGAUACGAUGGUGCCGCUGAUGAAGAACCUGCUUCCAUGAAUUUCACCAGUGUACUGAGAAUGAAUGAAACCCAGCUGGUGCCCCUCGAGAAUCCUGGAGCACCCGGAUCCCCUGAACCCGGAGGUGUCGACGUUGCGCUUAACCUAGCCUUCGAUUUUCCUGCAGGCACCGGAAGGUUCACAGUUAACGGCAUCUCGUUUAUUCCCCCGCCGGUUCCGGUUCUUUUGCAGAUUUUAAGCGGUGCACAGGGUCCUCAUGACCUGCUUCCCAAUGGCUCCGUUUACUCUCUUCCAUUACAUUCCACGGUUGAAAUUUCUAUGCCGGGAGGUGUCCCUGGGGGAGGGCAUCCGUUACAUUUGCACGGCCACAACUUUGAUGUCGUCCGAAGCGCCGGUAGUCAUGUGUACAACUACGAGAAUCCUGUGAGAAGGGACGUAGUAAACAUCGGUGGUGCGGGUGACAAUGUUACGAUUCGGUUCACCACCGACAACCCUGGACCGUGGUUCCUUCAUUGCCAUAUUGAAUGGCACUUGGAUGCUGGAUUCGCAAUUGUUUUUGCUGAGGCUGCGGAAAGGUGGAACUCUACCAUCCACCCUACCGAUCAAUGGGAUAAGCUCUGUCCCAAAUACAAUGCCACGCUCCAAGAUGCUCUUUAGGAUGCUUCCCGCGGCAGGUGGGAAUGUCAUACGUGAAUUUAUUGAAUUCUUGAACUUUUUUUUUUGUCACUGAUCUUUAACCACUGCUGUUUCUCACAUUGAUAUGAUUAC
This is a messenger RNA of Desarmillaria tabescens, 1674 nucleotides long. RefSeq names its product laccase lcc5. Lineage: Eukaryota; Fungi; Basidiomycota; Agaricomycetes; Agaricales; Physalacriaceae. The record is from RefSeq and is a predicted model, not a curated record. Gene Ontology annotation, molecular function: copper ion binding; oxidoreductase activity. Bases 1 to 1563 code for a protein of 520 amino acids. The transcript has 21 exons.